UAAUUAUUAUUCUUAUUAUUAUUUCUCUCUGCUAAAUAAAUAAAACGUUCAUAUUCACAGAACCCAAGAAGGUUUUUGCACUUUUCAGUUUUUUUCCUUUUAUUUUAUCAAACAUAUAACCUCAAAAACAAAGCACAAAACACACACUGCUUUGUUUGGGGUUCUUGAUUUUUGAUUCCUUCAUUCAUUGUGGGGUAAAUUCUUGAACUACUUCAGAAUGAAGAGGGUUUGUUCAUAACUGAGGAGCUGAAUCUGGGGUUUCCAGUUUGUGAUCUUUGUUGAGCUAGAACUGAGAUGGGGAGCUUUGAUUUGAAGCAUUUAAUGCUAUUGUUUUGGUUUGUGUUGGUUGUGCCUCAUUGUUUGUGUGAAGAAGAUGAUUCUGAUGAUUCAAGUAGUGCUGUUUACAUUGUUUCUCUAAGAAAUUCUCCUGCUUCUCAUUACUAUGGUGAGUUGAGAGAAAUGAGUAGUAAUGGCUUCCAAGUAAAAAGUGGUGGUGGUGGUGGUGGUGCUUCUUCUGGAAGAAUUCAGUUUCACAAACCAAGAUAUGGCAAUGCUACAAAGACAAAUAAGAGAUAUGGCUCUUACGUUGCUCAAGUUCAUGAUUCUUUGUUGAAGAAAGUGUUAAAAGGAGAGAAAUAUCUAAAGGUCUAUAGCUACCACUAUCUGAUAGAUGGAUUUGCUGUGCUGGUUACUCAACAACAGGCAGAGAAAUUGGCUCGGAGUAGUGAAGUGUCGAAUGUGGUUUUGGACUUUUCUGUAAGAACUGCAACUACUCAUACGCCACAGUUUUUGGGUCUGCCGCAAGGAGCAUGGUCUCAAGAAGGUGGGUUUGAAGGAGCCGGAGAAGGAGUGGUUAUUGGUUUUGUUGAUACCGGCAUAGAUCCAACACACCCGAGUUUCGCUGAUAACAAAUCUGAACAUGCUUAUCCUGUUCCUGCUCAUUUUAAUGGCAUCUGUGAGGUCACACGAGAUUUUCCAUCCGGAUCUUGCAAUAGGAAGCUUGUUGGAGCCCGGCAUUUCGCUGCGUCUGCUAUAACCAGAGGAAUAUUUAAUUCAACACAGGACUAUGCUUCUCCAUUCGACGGAGAUGGCCAUGGCACGCAUACAGCAGCUGUUGCAGCAGGGAACCAUGGGAUUCCGGUGAUUGUUGCUGGGCAUCACUUUGGGAAUGCUAGCGGGAUGGCUCCUCGUUCACACAUUGCUGUUUACAAGGCAUUGUACAAGAGCUUUGGAGGAUUCGCUGCAGAUGUUGUGGCAGCUAUAGACCAGGUACGUCAAUAUAUUGUUUUGCAUAGAAUAUGUUACACUGGUAUUUAUUUUAAUGGAAAUACAGAAAUACAAUAGAACAGUAAAAGAUAAUAGAGGAAUUUCGAGA
This is a messenger RNA of Arachis ipaensis, 1375 nucleotides long. The record is from RefSeq and is a predicted model, not a curated record. NCBI's taxonomy places the organism in Eukaryota, Viridiplantae, Streptophyta, Magnoliopsida, Fabales, Fabaceae.